Molecule: messenger RNA, 1351 nt
Organism: Homalodisca vitripennis (glassy-winged sharpshooter)
Lineage: Eukaryota; Metazoa; Arthropoda; Insecta; Hemiptera; Cicadellidae
Product: mitochondrial import inner membrane translocase subunit TIM50-C-like
Exons: 9
Coding region: 34-1221 (395 amino acids)
Molecular function (GO): phosphoprotein phosphatase activity
Source: RefSeq, a predicted model, not a curated record
AACUAAAACACUAAAAAACAGGUGAUUAAAAAGAUGGCGAAUGUAGGAAGAAGCUGUGCUCAGUUUUCUAGAAAAUUGUUAUUUAAUUCACUUUCAAACGCAAAUAAUUACGCUAUAUUUUCUAGGCAGUUUAGUUUAUCGAUAAAAAGUUCAUCAGUUGUUAAUAGGUUCAGUAACGCUACUGGUUAUGUUUCGUUUUUACCUAUUGGCACCUCUCUGUUUAGGCAUUAUGGUACAGAAAAAAUAGACACACAGAAGAUUCUGGAAAACACAUUUCCUCAGCCUAAGAGUGAUGGAUCAGAUUCUGACAAGGGUUCGAGUAAAAAUGAAGAAGAGGAGGAACGGUUGAAAAGAGAAGCCUCAUGGCGGACUAUGAAAAUAAGCUUGAUUGCUAUAGCUUCCUCUAUCACCUUUUGUGGUGGCUACAUAAUAUUUUCAUUCGGUUCCCCGAUGCAAAAUGAAGAUGGUACGUUUGAGGAAGAUGAAUUCAGCCGACUGCCAAUAGUGACACAAUACCUCAAACGGACGUUUAAAACAAUGAAUUUCUAUACUAAAAUGAUCAAGGAGCCGUCACGUAAGAAACUACUGCCAGAGCCUUUACAGUAUCCUUACAUGCAGCCUCCUUAUACUCUGGUGUUGGAGUUGACUGACCUGCUUGUGCAUCCUGAGUGGACAUACAGCACAGGAUGGAGAUUCAAGAAGCGACCUGGAGUGGACCAGUUCCUGGAGCAAGUUGGGCCUCCAUUGUUUGAGAUAGUUAUCUACACUGCAGAACAGGGUAUGGUUGCCUUCCCGAUAAUCAACACCCUGGACCCAAAUGGCUACAUCAUGUACAGACUAUUCAGGGACGCCACGGACUACGUUGAUGGUCACCAUGUCAAGAACCUGGACUGCCUUAAUCGUGAUCUUAAAAGGGUGAUCGUUGUGGACUGGAAUCCUAACUCUGUGAAGCUCCAUCGAGCGAAUACGUUCCUCGUCCCUCGGUGGACAGGCUCCGAUAGCGACACUUCACUCAUGGACCUCGCUGCCUUUCUUAAGACAAUAGCCUCAAAUGAUGUGGAUGAUGUCAGGGAUGUGCUUGUCCACUACAGCCAGUUUGAUGACCCCCUAGAGACAUUCAAGGAGAAGCAGCGGAUACUUAUGGAGGAAAUGGAAAAGGAACAAGAGAAGAAGAGAGUACCAACAAAAUUUGGAUGGCCGUCGAAAUCACCCUUUUCUUGAACUUAACGUGACUGACAUAAAGCUAAUGUUUUGUAUAAAGCCAAUCCUCUCUUCAGCUAGUCUGUAAAUAGUAAAUUGUUUUGUUUGCAUUUACUGAACUGAUCUGUCAAUAAAACACAUUUUUUGUUUA